AUGACCCAACUCCCACAUACGGAUUAUAGGCCUCAGCUGCCACAGACGGAUUAUAGGCCUCAGCUCCCACAGAUAGAUUAUAGUUCCCAGUCCCCAAAAACAUUUUUGAGGACAAGUGGAGGUCACGACUCGAAUGCGAGUGAUUUUCACGCCUUGUCUGCCCCUCAUCAGCCGAGAUGGGGAAAAGAGACGUAUCUGCAGCGGUUGGUCAACAAAUAUAGAGAAGAUCCUGCAAACCAUAAGGAUGUUUUAAAUGUAUGGGACGAAAGUCAACCUAGAAGAAAAGGAAAGAAGAAGGGUGCUACCUAUAGGAUAGGAGCAUCAGAUAUACAUUUGUUGGUUUUAGGGACAUCAUCUUCCCAUUCCGCCCAGUCCACCCACUCAGACAGCACGCAACAAGAGGUAUCUUGA
Molecule: messenger RNA, 411 nt
Organism: Lactuca saligna
Lineage: Eukaryota; Viridiplantae; Streptophyta; Magnoliopsida; Asterales; Asteraceae
Source: the annotation of a GenBank genome assembly